CACAGUGGAGAGACAGCAAGGACCAAAUCAAGACCGGAUAAACACUCUCCAAUUAUAAGAGCAAACACGGCUCAACUUGUGUAUAUAGCUGAUGAAUUCCUCUGAUCCGGCCGAGGGUCCUGCUCACCGCUGUUCCCCUCCGCCACUGUGCCCUGCGCCUCCUUUCCACUCUCAACACAAUGGGCCUCCUCCAGCUUGUCACGGCCAUACUCAUCCUUGGGAACUUAGGCCUCGGAAGCCCCGUUCCCCAAGGCGGAGCUGCUCCCGCCGCGAAGUACUGCGAUCCCGAGACGACGAUUUGUUAUUCCGAGUGGUUAAGCCCCGAGAAAAUCGCAUUCCGGAUUGCCAUUCCAGACACGGCUACGGCUGGCAUUUUCGACGUUCUGCUGCAGAUUGCCGCCCCCAAGACGGUUGGCUGGGCAGGCAUCGCGUGGGGAGGCGUCAUGGUCAACAACCCGCUCACCGUGGCAUGGGCCAACGGAAACACGACUGUUGUGUCGAGCCGGAGCGCGAGUGCGCGCACAUAUCCCACCGCUUACGCCGGAGCCACUUACACCGUACUGUCUGGCUCGGUGGCCAACAGCACGCAUUGGAAACUCAACGUGCUGGCCAAGGGCGUCAGUGCAUGGGGCAACACAAAGCUUAACCCGGCCGAAACCGUGUCGCUCGCCUAUGCCCAGGCUGCGAGUCCUCCCCUCGAGCCUGCCAACAACGCCAGCCGGUUCAGUAUCCACAAUUCCAGGGGGAAGUGGUCGCAUGACCUAAAGAGCGCUCAGAUCGCCAACUUUGUCGAGCUGGUUGAGAAGGUGGCCGCCGCUAAGGCUGCAUGAUCAUCACGACACGUGCAUCUGCUACGACUUGGACAGUUGUUGGUGUCAGACUAUUCGUGUCUUCUCGGGACCCGGACUGGGAAUAGACGCUGGAGAGAAAACAUAAAAGCUCAAUUCGCGGUAGCAAAUGUAACUUACAUACAAUUACAGGGAAGCAAACCCGUUGGCUCUUCAAUCACUAUCCUCCUAUGUUUCUUAGGCUAUGUUCAAUCAGUCCCCUGCCACUUCACAUCGUGUUGAGCUUAGCAUGAUAGAGAGAAACGAGAGAGAAAACAGAAAAAAAGAGGCUUAAGGGGAAAGGCGUGGAGAGAAAAGCAGGGAACGAAAACAAACAGAAUACAGCCGACGUACUCCAAGUCCUAAACCUUAGUUAAAAAUUGAGUCGGAUCUGAAUGAUAGACGACGGUGGCUGGUGGGUUAGCACCGCGAUUGGUG
Molecule: messenger RNA, 1265 nt
Organism: Parathielavia appendiculata
Lineage: Eukaryota; Fungi; Ascomycota; Sordariomycetes; Sordariales; Chaetomiaceae
Product: iron reductase domain protein
Exons: 2
Coding region: 180-830 (216 amino acids)
Source: RefSeq, a predicted model, not a curated record